Heterobilharzia americana is the source of this 855-nucleotide messenger RNA. Lineage: Eukaryota; Metazoa; Platyhelminthes; Trematoda; Strigeidida; Schistosomatidae. The record is from the annotation of a GenBank genome assembly.
CUUAUAUCACCGAAGACUUAAUUAGCAUUUUGUACAGCAUAUUGAUACGAUUUAAUUCUCACCUCUUCGUUUGGUACGGCGCUCUUUGCAGUAGCGUGAUUUAAAAUACUGAGUGAUCAUGGGUCGAGUCCGGACAAAAACAGUCAAGAAGGCCUCAAGGUUCAUCAUUGAAAGGUUUUACUCAAAACUUACCAGAGACUUUCAUACUAACAAGAAAGUGUGUCAAGAUAUUGCAUGCAUAAGCUCUAAGAGAUUAAGAAACAUGAUCGCUGGUUACGUGACACACUUGAUGAAGCGAUUUGAAGCCGGUCCUGUCCGAGGUAUCAGCAUAAAAUUGCAAGAAGAGGAAAGAGAGAGGAGAGACAACUAUCAACCUGAGGUAUCCAUAUUCGAUUCGAUUGCCCUGGAAAUUGACCCUGUGGCACAGGAAAUGUUACAGAGCAUGAAUAUUCCUCACGCAAAGAAUAUACGUGCAGUGCUACCGGUUGGAAAAUGAGUUGCUGUUUGAUUCAAUAAACUGGUUUGUGCAUAAUAUAGUCACUCUUAAAAACUGCGGAAAUCUUGAUGAGACAAACUAUCUGAAGCUGAAUUCUCAAGAGGCAUUUAAUCGUUUGGUCAGUUUGGUUACUUGUAGAUUCCAUUAUGGGUUCUUAUCCGGAGAUUUUAAUUUUAGGGAGGUACUAAAGUAGGUCAAGCAUAUUGAGCCCCUGAAUGCUUUCAACUGAUAAGCACAUUAACGCCGUGAGCUUUUGGAUCACCUUUCACAUGAAAUGUUGUCCCUCUGUAAGUAUCUGGCGUUCCUGAGACACCUUUCUCCAUUCAGCCCCACUGGUUACUGCUACCUUGACGGGCUUG